Messenger RNA from Dreissena polymorpha, 994 nucleotides. RefSeq lists its product as uncharacterized. The transcript has 3 exons. NCBI's taxonomy places the organism in Eukaryota, Metazoa, Mollusca, Bivalvia, Myida, Dreissenidae. The record is from RefSeq and is a predicted model, not a curated record. The coding region runs from base 141 to 632 and encodes 163 amino acids.
UGAACGGUGGGCGGGCCUUAACGUGGCUGGCGGCAUAUAAAAGCCGGCACAUUAACGCCAACACGUUAUAAGCGUUGGAAGCGUUGGAAGCUACUGUAAACGUCUGAAAAUUCUUCUGAAAUACGCGGAAGAAGUUCAAGAUGAAGCUACAAGUUCUCGCUUUCUUCUUGCUUGGCCUCUCCAUAACCAUUGCCCAGGCACCUCCGACUAAAACGCGAAGAGGACCUCCGCCCCCGCGCGCCGCGGCUGCUCCACCCCCGCUAGCUGGAGGACCUCCCCCGCCGGUCGGUGGUUCUCCCCCGCUAGCCGGCGGCGUUGUGCCGCCCGCUAAUCUACCGCCUUCACCGGUCCCAGGUCCGGCCCCAUUGGUGAACAACCCCCCGCCCCCAGCAGUCCCAAACACCCCCGUGGUGCGCGGACCACCACCACCGCGAUACAAUGUCGCCCCUGUUGCACCUUUGAACCCCGAACCUCCCGCCCCGGUUGCAAGAACCAGGAGUCUUGGAUUCCUCGGCGGUCCCGAUCCGUACGUUCCACCCAUACUGCCACCGACCACGAUGCCACCAUAUCCGGUCCCCACAUACGUACGGACGUAUGACGUACCGGAUAAGAAGGAGGAGGAGGAAAGCUAGAGCGUCUGCGCGCGCUGUGUCGUCAUAAGUAGCACGUGACGUGUAAUUUAAGGUGUUUUUCAAGAAAAUGAUUAAAUACACAAUUGAUAAUAGUAAAUGGUUCUAUACAGGAUGUUCAAAUCUCACAAAGCCCUUUAGAUUUACAUUAUUCAUAUGUGUUUGAAUUUUCUACUUAGUGUGUUUGAUGUUUUAAAUACAUGCAUGGUGAGUCGGAUUGCAUUGUUCUGAGAAUAAGAAUUAGAGACAUAUGUAUCAGCGAAGAUUUGUGUUAAGUUUUAGCUUUUCCUCGUAAAUCUUUACCACACGGAAAUAUUUGUCAUUUAUAAGAAUUAAUGUAUAAAUAUAUUCUAGACUACAAAGAA